AUGAUUGUGAUUGUGAAAAUUGCAGUUGACUACGGUCACGAUGAUUAUGAUUACGAUUAUGAUGAUUAUGACUAUGAGGAUCACGAUCAGGAUGAUUAUGAUUAUGACCAUGAUCACGAUUACGACUAUGACGAUUAUGAUGAUCAUGAUUAUGAUCAUUACGAUUAUGAUGAUCAUGAUCACGAUGAUCAUAAACAUGAUGACGGUGAUGAUCACGAUUACGAUCAUGAUGAUCAUGACCACGAUCAUGAUGACUAUAACUAUGAUUACGAAAACGGUAAUUAUGAUUACGGUUAUGACCACGACUACGGCUAUGAUUACGAUGAUUAUGAUUACGAUUAUGAUGAUUAUGACGGUGAUCAUGAUGACUGUGAUGAUUAUGAUCAUGAUGAUGAUGAAGAUAGCGAUCAUUAUGAUAAUGAUGGCUGA
Molecule: messenger RNA, 429 nt
Organism: Gongylonema pulchrum
Lineage: Eukaryota; Metazoa; Nematoda; Chromadorea; Rhabditida; Gongylonematidae
Source: the annotation of a GenBank genome assembly